ACGAGGGAGCAGGGUGGGGUUUCUGUUCACGUGGGGCGGACGCGACAGGGAGCAGGUAGAGAGCGAGCGAGCGGAUCCCCCGCACCAUCUGCGGGAGCUCCCAGGCCUCCUUCCUCACCCUUCCGCAAGGGUGGCCCCCUCCGCCCCCCUCUCCUGUCCCCCCCAUUCCAUGAACCUUUUCAACCCUUCUCUCUCCCCCACCCCGCCGCCGCACAGGGGCUGAUCUCUGCCGGGACAGAAGGGCUGCCCCGUCGAGUUGCUGCCCGUGCUGCCCUCGCUUCAGGCGACGAGGCUCGCCUGUGCCCAGGGGAAGGAUCGCUGACACCCGUGGGGGAGCAUUCAUGCACACAGAGACACGUGUCUCAGGCCACGUCUGAGGAGGCUCCAGGCGUGCCUCCCGGGUCUUUUGGCCUCUGCUGAGCCCUCGACCGGCGCCACGUGACCACCCCCCUCCCCGAGGAGAGGCGGCAGCAGCCCCUGGGCAGACUCGGGGCAGCCCCCGCCUCAAGGCCUGAGCCGGAGGCCCUGCCGUGCUCGCGUCAUCCCUGCAGGGCAGCCCCCCAGCCCCAGGCCGGGCAAGAGCGGCCCCCAGAGCCGAAUGCAGACGGCCAAAGGCGCUUGCUGUGUGCUUGCGCUGCCCCUGUUGAUGCUUCCCCUCCUGCGGUCGGCCUGUCAGCUCUUCUCCUCCAUGGCCACAGCCGCCGGAUCCUAUGUCCCCGGGACCCUCUCUGCAGCCUUCGUCACUUGCCCCAACCAGACGGUGGCCAGGGAGAUUGGCAGGGCUGUGGUCGAGAAGCGGCUGGCCGCAUGUGUCAACAUUGUCCCUCAGAUCACUUCCAUCUACGAGUGGAAAGGCAAGAUUGAGGAGGACUCGGAGGUGCUGCUGAUGAUUAAAACACGAAGUUCACGUGUCUCGGCACUUGCAGAAUUUGUCCGGUCUGUGCACCCCUAUGAAGUGGCCGAGGUGAUUUCUGUUCCCAUCCAGCAGGGGAACCCGCCCUACUUACAGUGGGUCGAAGAGACCGUCCCCGAGUGAGGCAGAAGCAGGAGCCCCACAGCCAAGAAGAGGGGGGAGUGCUGAUGGGAGGGGGUGGAAAGAAUUUAUGAUAAUAGCAGUAAUAAAUCCACCCCCCUGGGGGGUCAUGUAGAGAAAGCCAA
Molecule: messenger RNA, 1158 nt
Organism: Rhineura floridana
Lineage: Eukaryota; Metazoa; Chordata; Lepidosauria; Squamata; Rhineuridae
Gene: CUTA
Product: cutA divalent cation tolerance homolog
Exons: 6
Coding region: 599-1036 (145 amino acids)
Biological process (GO): response to metal ion
Molecular function (GO): copper ion binding
Source: RefSeq, a predicted model, not a curated record